Columba livia (rock pigeon) is the source of this 3675-nucleotide messenger RNA. Its product is annotated as histamine H3 receptor. Gene Ontology annotation, molecular function: G protein-coupled serotonin receptor activity; histamine receptor activity; G protein-coupled acetylcholine receptor activity. Bases 376 to 1617 code for a protein of 413 amino acids. The record is from RefSeq and is a predicted model, not a curated record. Lineage: Eukaryota; Metazoa; Chordata; Aves; Columbiformes; Columbidae. The transcript is spliced from 3 exons. Gene Ontology annotation, cellular component: synapse; plasma membrane; dendrite. Gene Ontology annotation, biological process: G protein-coupled receptor signaling pathway, coupled to cyclic nucleotide second messenger; adenylate cyclase-inhibiting G protein-coupled acetylcholine receptor signaling pathway; chemical synaptic transmission.
AAAAUGAGAUCUGUUUUUAGCUUCAGCAGAAUUCAAUGUGUGAAAAUGCUUACACAAUGUUAAUAUGCAAACUGCUUGACUGUGAAAAGAGUUGUUUUCACACUAACUUUUCUGACCUCAGUAGAUAAGGAUCAGUGUUCAGGAGAGAAAGAAAUAAUGUAUUUUAAAGCGUGCACUUACUCCUGCUUAUGAGGUGUCUUUUUUAUAGAUUUUUUUUCCAGGCCAAUAGGUGCAUUCAGAUCAAGGAACGUUAGAGAGUCCAGGCAGUGAAGUCUUGUGAUCCUUUAUUUUGAUAUUGUGGAUUAUUUUGGAUGUGUAAGUAGUCGGCCCAUCCUGUUAAUAGACUUGUGUCUAUCUUUUGGAUGUCGCUGCCAGAUGCAAAUUUUUGCCCAGACUGAACUGACCUGGAUAUGCAACAUGCACAACAGCACUGCUGAAGCUCCGCAUGCAACUGGAACAAGUAACGAGACUUUGUCCACACUGGCACCGAGCUCUGAGUUUUCCCUGGGCGUGUUGGUGCUGCUGGCUUUCCUCAUGGUGUUGCUGGCUCUGGUCACCACCUUGGGAAACAUCCUGGUGAUCUUUGCUUUCAUCACAGACAGAAACCUGAGGCAUCGGAGUAACUAUUUCUUUCUCAAUCUUGCUAUUUCUGACUUUGCAGUGGGUGCGUUCUGCAUGCCUCUCUACAUCCCUUACAGCCUGACGGGGAAAUGGCACUUGGGAAGAGGCGUCUGCAAGCUCUGGCUUCUUAUGGACUAUCUCCUGUGCACAGCUUCAGUAUUUAGCAUCGUUCUUAUCAGCUAUGACCGUUUCCUGUCAGUUACUAAAGCUGUCUCUUACAGAGCCCAGCAGGGAAUCACGUCCAACCCUGUCAUCAAGAUGGUGGCCACCUGGGUCUUUGCCUUCCUUCUCUACUGCCCGGCCAUCCUCUUUUGGGAGCACAUGGCCGGACGCAGCGUGGUAGCGGUGGAUCAGUGCUACGCUGAGUUCUACGACAACUGGUACUUCCUCCUGUGCGCGUCCACCCUGGAGUUCUUUGUGCCACUGUUCUCGGUGACCUACUUCAACGUGCACAUCUUCCACAGCAUCCAGAGGCGGCAGCGGCACGGCAGCACGCAGGACUGUGAGCCUGCGAGGAGCGGCAGCCUGUCCUGGGGAUUUUGCCUCUUGCCAAGGCCAGGAGCAUCUUCUUCUCCAUUGGAGGCAGAGGACAGUGGUUCUUCCUCCACAAGGCCAAAGAAAGAGUCUUUGGUAACUGAGAGCUCAUCUCCAUAUAGGAGCAAUUCUGUAAUCCCAGAAAAUGACUUCUCUGUUUCUUUCUGUACAAGGACCAGGUCAAAACUGCAGCAGGACAAGAAAAUAGCAAAAUCACUUGCCAUAAUUGUGUGUGUCUUUGCCAUUUGCUGGGCCCCAUACACUUUACUAAUGAUUAUUCGUGGGGCCUGCCGAGGAACCUGUGUCCAUAAAUCCCUGUAUGAAAUAACCUUUUGGCUUUUGUGGCUCAAUUCCGCUAUGAAUCCAUUUCUCUACCCCCUCUGUCAUGUUAAAUUUCGCAUGGCUUUCAUGAAAAUACUAUGUCCCAAAAAGUUUGCAACAAUGAGAUCAAGCUCUCUUUAGAAGGAAAAAACAAAUUAAAAAAAAAAAAGGAGCUGGAUGAGGGAUGUAGGUAGCUACAGUUUCACAGUUUGAAAUUAGAGUUAGUCUCUUCCAGGAGAUUAGUCUAGUUAGAAAGCCUAGAUAAGCCUUCCAUGAAAUAUGUCCUUCUUCAGACAAACAUACAUGCCCAAAGUUGGUGUAUGUUCACUAGCUGUUUCAACUGGCUGGUUAAAGGAUUUUGCCUCUGUUUGACUUUCCCUAGUAGUCUAUCAUUGUUGUCUUAAUUCUAGUUGUUGAAGAUACUAUCUUCAAUUGCAGUACAGCUUACAUUUGUGUUCAUGGGUGUUAUUAGUUUAAAAUAUAAUAAAGGUGGAUAAUAAAUGUGUGUAUUUGCCAUAAGGUCAAUAGUAUUCUAAAGUUAAUAUCUAUUCUAUUUCUUUUGAACAGUUUGUACUGCAUUCAGAAGUUUUUUUUUCCUUAUCAUAAAACAUCCAGUUAAGUUAAGAGUUUUGUUGUCAGGCACAUAGGAUUGACAUAGCAUAACAUGAGGUGGCAAUCUGUCCGAAAGCCAACAGUAUCCAGGGCUGCAUCAAAAUGAGUGUAGCCAGCAGGUCAAAGGAAGUGAUUCUCUCCCUUUAUUCCUCUCUGAUGAGGCUCCACCUGAAGUCCUGCAUCCAGCUCUGGGGCCCCCAACAUAAGAAGAACAUGGACCUGUUGAAGCAAGUCCAGAGGAGGCCACAAAGACAAUCAGAGGACUGGAUCACUUCUAUGAAGAUGGGUUGAGAGCGUUGGGGUUGUUCAGCCUAGAGAAGAGAAGGCUGAAGGGAGACCUUGUAGCAGCCUUCCAGUACCUAAAGGGGACCUACAAGAUAGCUGGAGAGGGACUUUUUACCAGGGUCUCUAGUGAUAGGACAAGGGGUAAUGACUUUGAACUGAAAGAGGGUAGAUUUAGAUUAGAUAUAAAGAUGAAAUUCUUCACGAUGAGAGUGGUGAGACACUGCACCGGGCUGCCCAGAGAAACUGUGGAUGACCCAUCCCUGGAAGUGUUCAAGGCCAGGUUGGAUGGGGCUUUGAGCAACCUGGUCUAGUGGAAGGUGUUCCUGCCCAUGGCAAGGGGUUGGAACUAGAUGCCGUUUAACGUCCAUUCCAACUCAAGCCAUUCUAUGAUUCUAUGAUGCUAUGAUUGCUUCCUUUUGCUAAGGAUGUUUGGACAUUAGGGGAAUACAGGGACUACUUUUAAAAACUCAAGUGAAGGUGUUCUCUGCAGAAGGGCAUUAAUCUGUGUACUUGCUCACAUGCAGCAGUAGAGAAUUUAGAUAUGUAAAGCAUUUAUGUGCAUCUCCAUCUAUUCUUCAGCAAACAAGCCUUCUACACCUAUAAUUUUGAGAGAUCAUAGAAAAGAGUAGUAUUUGUUCUUACUCCCAGAGGGAGAAAAUCUGUUGCUUUUGGCCUGGAGAAGGAUGUGCGCAGCAGUCCAAGUGGCUCUAACACUAAAUAGUCCCCUCUGGAUUGUUUUGUCACUCCCAGGGAAGCUCUAACCCGUACUGUGAGAAACACUGGUCUUACAAGCCUUACUUAGCUCCAAAUAUGACAUAAUGCAUAGGCACCAAGUCAACUCCACACCUAAGUAAAUCCCCAUUCAGUUCAGUGUGCCAGCAAGCAAGAAGUUUGAAUAACUGAGAAACAGGCUAAAUGUGAAUAUUACAUCUAAUUUGUCCUCUUCUGUACUUCUAUUUCUGUUACAAGCCAUUUGUUGGAGGUUAUGAUAAAUGUGUAUAUUUCUUACAUGCUAUGUAAGGUUGUGUUUGAUUUGCUGCAUGAGCCAGGAAAAUGACCUUGAUGACAACCUAUAGCAUGUGGGGUAGCUUAGCUGGGACAGCAUGGAGAUGAUCUUCUUUCAGUAUAUAGUUUCCAAAACUGUUAAGGGUUGUUUAUUUGCACAACUCUGAAGUUAUCAUGUACUAGAUUCCUUACUAAAUUAACAGGUGUAACUCUUUAUAAUAUAGUUUAUUUUCAUCAUACUGUCACUAAGUAUAAUGCCAGCAAAUAAAUGGAAGAAUAAAUACUAAAGAAACAUGA